AUGAAGACAUCUCGGAAACCGGUUGGUAGCAUAAUGAGGAAAUACUAUCAGCUGAUCCUUAUCAUAGUGUGUUUUUUGAGUAUAAUUACUCUUCUCAUUUAUCGUCAUGAAUAUUAUCGUCUUCGAUAUGUGUUAGAAGUACUCAAUUUCUUCGGCAAACCAGGCUUAUCAGAGAUCGAGUUCUGCGGCCCUGGCUUCAACGCUACUAUGUUAUCGGAAAUACUUCGCAACACAUCUAUGGAAGUUCGAGAAACCCCGCCCUUAUUUCAAGAAAUUGAUGAAAACUUUUAUUCAUAUUCAUCUUUCUUAAGAUCUUAUAAUAAGUAUAAUAAACUUUCACCUACUAAUGCACAUAUUAUAGAUACAAUAGUCAUAGGAAAAGCUUCAGCGACACCUAACUAUCGUUGCAAUAUAUGGCUUGAAAAUAAUCCAAAGCCUAAAGCUGGCAGAUUCAAUUAUAAAAUAGUAUCAGAACCAGUCAACAACUACCGUUUGUAUAUAUUUCAGUGUUCACUUAUGAAAAACUUUGGUAAACCAAAAGGAAUAAGUUAUUAUGUCAAUGAUUAUAACAUAAAUCCGAUGCAUGCACCAAUUAAUAAAGUCAUUCAAGUUAACACUAAAAGGAAGCCAAGGGAGAAUAGUAAUAUAAAAUUUGUUAAUAAUAUUGAACCUGCAAUAUGUGUUAUACCUAACCAUGUUCCUAUAGUUUCUAGAGAUGAAUUUAUUGAAUUUCUAGUAUUUCAUCACAUUAUUGGGGUCAACUACUUUACGAUUUAUGAUAGUAUGAUAUCAGAAGAUGUUACAAGAAGACUGAAUUUGUUUCCAUCUGAUAUAACUCAGUGGGAAAUCCAAUUUUACCCAUUGAAUUAUCCGUUUCUAUUCUCAAAAUCAUAUAAAAUUGUUAGGAAUGCAAUAGAACUAGAUUGUUUGUUCAGACAUUUUAGAUAUGAUAAAGAAGAAUCUAAUAAAGUAAGCCAUGUAGCUGUGCUUUCAUGGGAUGAGUUUUUAGUGCCAAGAGUCCAUAAUAACUUCAAAGCAGUUUUGGAUGACUUUGAUCCAACAAGAUCUCUUCGAACCUAUGUUGUGGAACCUUUAGUGUUUUGUUUGAAUCAAAAUGAUGAUGAUAAUGCAGAAUUAGGAUACCCAGAUAUAAUGAAGAAGACUCAUUAUUAUACAAUGCCUCAAGAGAAAGUUGCAAUACAAAUCAGAAAUUUUGACACUAUGUCAGCAUUUGAAGAUCUUUUUAAUUUAACCUCUAAUUCUAAAAAUAUUCCUUUGGAACAACUAGGAGCACACAAAUAUAGUAUAUGUAAGGAUCCAAAGAAAUUUAAUCCAGAUGGUUAUAAUGAAACAGAAAUGCAGGUUUUUCAACAUAAGUUUGAAGGAGCCAUGUUGAAAUUUGGACAAAACUUAGUAAGUAAUAAAAUAUACAGAUUAUACAGGUCUGGCCAAAUUUGGGAGAAAAAUUAUAAUGAUAAUGUCAGAGACAUACUC
Messenger RNA from Brenthis ino (lesser marbled fritillary), 1494 nucleotides. The record is from the annotation of a GenBank genome assembly. NCBI's taxonomy places the organism in Eukaryota, Metazoa, Arthropoda, Insecta, Lepidoptera, Nymphalidae.